AUGUUGCCGGUGCCGCUGUUGGGAACCAGCGUUCCGGAGGUCAUGACGCUGGUCACCGUCGUCGGGUUGCCAUUAGGCUCGGUGGAGGUGGUGACGAUGGUGGUGAGAAACGUCGAGGUGGAGAACUUGAUCGACGUGCGAGUGACGAUCGAGGACGAUGAGGGCGGGUGGUUGUUCUUGAUCGUGGAGCUUGGCGAAGUGGUGGUCCGUGUGAUCAAGGAAGAAGAGGCGCUUGGGGCGAGGACGGGCGAGCUACUGCUCAAGGAAGUGAUGUCCGUAGGCGCGGUGGAAGUUGAGGUGGCGGAGGGAGGCAAGCUGACAGAAGAGGAUGAUACAGGCGGUGACGAAGUGGAGGACAGCGAUGAAGAAGCAGAGGAAGAAGUCGUGACACUCGUAGAGGAAGAAGAUGAUGUAUUUGAAGUCGAAGAUGUGGUGUCUGUAGAUGUAGAGACUGUAGUGGACGAAAUCGUGCCCACGGACGAAGAUGAGGUAGUAGAUAGCGUAGUAGAUGAUGUCCCAGAGGUAGUAGAUAAUGUAGUGGUUGAUGAUGUCGUGUCGGAUGCGGUGGAUGAAGAUGUUGAGGAGACGGUCGAGGUACUCUGGGACGUCGAAGAUGAUGAGGACGCGGAUGUGGUCGGCGUCGAGGAGGAUCCAGGUGAGGAAGAUGUUGUUGAUACAGAUGCAGACGUGGUGGUCGUAGGCGGGGGCGAGACGGAAGAGGGAGAAGAUGACGGAGUCGUGUUUGUGGUCGUCGUGGAAGAGGUAUCGGUGCGAGACGCAGACGCAGAAGAUGAGGGCCCCGGGAGUCCGAUAGAGACCGAGAUGGAUAGCGAAAGCGAGAGAGAUUUCGACAGCGGGUCAGACGUGAACGGGAAUGAGGUGGGUAGCGAUAACGUCGGAACCGCGGAGGUGGUAGGAGCGAGGGAAAGCGUGGGCACGGAGGAGGCGGGGGGAGAGGACGAUGACGUUGCGACAGAUGAGCUUGAUGUCGCACUCGGAGAAGGAGUGGAGGACAGUACCGAUGUGAGCGAGAGAUCUUCGGUGCGGGAGGCGGGGGCGGACGCCGGUAUCGCGGAUGCAGGCGCAGUCGUUGCAUUGUCCGACGACGAAGCUGGUGCCGAAGAUUCGGUAGAAGACGCCAAACCCGACCCAGUUACCGAUGCCGGCGCAAAAGGACCGCUAUCCGUGCUCGCUCUGGCGUCUCCUUGCCUGCGCAUCAACUGCUCCGCUCCUCCGUCUUCGUCUCGCCCAUGCUUUUCGAGUGCCCAGUGCACGGGUGACGCGCUCGCAGCUGGAGACGCGAUGCUCGCGCCAAGGAGGACCAUGGCCUGUGCCAGGUUGGCCGACAACCGGCGAUGCUGCCCUAACAAGCUGGAUCCCAUUCGCAAGUGA
Punctularia strigosozonata HHB-11173 SS5 is the source of this 1392-nucleotide messenger RNA. RefSeq lists its product as uncharacterized. NCBI's taxonomy places the organism in Eukaryota, Fungi, Basidiomycota, Agaricomycetes, Corticiales, Punctulariaceae. The record is from RefSeq and is a predicted model, not a curated record. Bases 1 to 1392 code for a protein of 463 amino acids. The transcript has a single exon.